UCUUCACAUACAGAUGCUGUUCCAGUGGCUGGGAGUGGUACUAAGAGUCUAAAGCAAAGGAAAAUCUAUCACCGCACCUCUGGGCAUCUCUAAAGUAUUUAAGAAGAAAACAAAGAGGAGCUUCCAAAUCUAGACAUCCUGCAUGACUGGCAAUCCACGUAAGAGACUUGCCUGGACUGACUAUGCCUUUGAUUCAAAGCACGGGCAAGAUCAUGAGAGCUCAAAUUCCAAGGAGGACCACAAGAAGAAAUCAAAAGAAAAGGAAAGGAGACUGGCAGUCUGUCAAUGGGGCUUGGAUGUACAGCCCCUUAUUUCAUCUUCUAAAUGGCUUCAACUUCAUGGGCUCAAGAGAAAUAAAUUGUCCCUCUCCCAGAUUUUGUCACAAAUUGGAUUCCAGCACAGGAAAGAUUAUGUGACCACCUUGGGGAAACUUGUGGCUUCUCGGUAUGCAGAUGGUCUGUUUCCUCAAUAUAUGAGAGCGCAAGAUGGCAGCGUAUAUAAUCUGACAGCCAAAAAAGAACUGAUUCUUCAUUUUGUGGACUGUCUAAUGAGAGCUAUUGAGCUAUACAAGCAGCGAAUGGAAUGGUUAACCAGUGAAAGCCGACAGAUAUUUGGAGUGAUUCAAGAACAGUGCAUUGUCAUUGUUUUGGAUUUUGGCACUGUGUCUCCAACUGAAUUUGACCUAUGCUGUGAUGCACUUUCGAUGGUCCUCGUGGAACAGGUGACCCAAAUUGCCAAAUUUAACCUCAUUCGGGCUGCUCAGGAUCUUGUGAAGUGGCAACAGAAAUCUGCUCCCGUUUCUGAACAUACUGUAAAGUCUGCUGUUAAGUGGCUCUGGAAGCUGGAUCGUAUGACAGCUGCCAGCCCUACCAGCUCUGCUGAGGCUCUGCUGGAAGCCAUGAGAGAUGAGACAGUUGAAGCUGUUUAUUUCUUUGCUGUGGGUGAUAUUCCUGGAGAUGCAAAGCAGCUACUUCUUCUUCAGAUUUCUGAUGGCCCUUGCCCCGUCAACACAGUAUCUUUCAAUGCCAGGGAAGAUGAAACUGUUAUUUUCCUGAAGGAGUUGAGCCGCUUGGCCUCUGGCAGAUUCCAUGCUUUUGUUGAGAGGAUUGACUACAUAGAUGCUACUGGACCUGCACCAAAAUGUGAAGAGGAUGGAAACGGUCUCAGUGCCCAGAAUUCCAGAAAAGUGAAAGGGCGGAUGCCACUAGUAGCUGGUGUCCGUGAAGAUGUCUUCUUGAUCUGGAAGGAGUUAGAGGAAGCUAGGAGUACACUGACGCAAAUCCAGAAAAUUUUAUCAGAAUCUGACCAGCCUGCUUCUCAAGAUGGGACCAAACCUGAUCAUUUGUUACGUGAGCAUAAAUCUGAUGAAUAUUUGACUUCAGAAGAGUGGUUGCAGAAGUAUGGCUUGAAAGCUCGGAAGCUGACGCUGUAUGAUGCGCUUGCUGAUUGUAGUUUUCGCCAUGCGGAUGGGAUUGUUGACAUAAAAAGUAAACCAGAGGAUGAAUCUUCACAAACUGAUGCAGAGACAAAGAGGAAGAUAAUUCAUGCAAAAUACUGUGACAAGUUUGUACACACCUUCUGGAAAGAUGGUUCUGUAGUUCAUGUACAUGUAACUACAGAAAAGUACAAGCAGUAUGAAGAGAAAAUGAGGACUGCGCUCAGACAAGUGGAAGGAAGGAUUAAGUGGCUUCAGCAAGGAAGCAGAGGGCUCUUUGGAAAUGUGUUUGAAGAUGAUAUCUAUAUUCUUAUUGAUACAUCUCAGUCCAUGAAGGACAAGUUGUCAUUGGUGAAGGAGAAAAUAUUUCAGCUCAUACAGGAACAACUGAGACACAAAAAGAGAUUUAACUUUGUGAAAUUCAGUGCUCGAGCAGUGGCAUGGCAAGAGAAACUAGCUGAAGUUAAUGAGGAGAAUUUGCAAGAUGCUUGGCUUUGGAUAAAAGGGCUUGAGGUUGGCAGUUCCACAAAUACGCUCAAAGCUCUCCAGAUUGCUCUUGCUGAUACUGACACUCAAGCCAUUUAUCUUUUGACUGAUGGAAGACCUGACCAGCCCCCCCAAACAAUUUUGACUGAAGUUCGGCUUCACCAUAAGAUUCCCAUUCAUACUGUGUCCUUCAACUGUGAUGAUACAGAAGCUAAUAAAUUUUUGCAUGAACUAGCUACUGAAACAGGGGGGCGGUUUCAUUAUUACAACAUUUAUUUGACAGAUCCUGAAGCUGCAGAGGUUAUUCUUAGUGAAGACAUGCAUCUUUUAAAAAGAGAGAUUGAAAAGGGAGAAAGAGACCUAGCAAAAGUGAAGAACUUUCAUGCUGAAUGUCUGAUGAUGGAUUGGUGUAAGGGAGAAAAAGAUCCAGAGAAUAACAGUAAUCACAAGCAGAUACUUGCUAUGUCUUCUGUAACCACACGUGUUCAGGAGUUGAGUACUACGCUUAGCAGUAGGCCAUGCUGUGCUUCAGAAGAGCCAUCACCGACUGCACAUCGGUGCACAGUAGGUGCCUGGCAAACAACUGGCGACAGUCCAGCCCAAAGGAAGAAAGCACUGUAUGCAGAGCAAACAAAGACGAGUCUGUUGAGAAUCCUGAGCCGUAGCAUGAAAUCUGGGGAAGAAAGCCCAGAGGAAAGAAUAUCUCCUGAAAAAAGGGGGUUUUAUGUCAGAAAGAGUGUGAAAUCUGUAACCAUUUUCAAAGAUCCGAAAAUGCAGAAAGAUGCGAAAAGAACAUGUAAAAGUUCUGUAGAUAUCUCUUCGGCUCGUUGGUUAAAGACCCAUGGCUUGGUUGCCAGGCGACUCACCAUCAUGGAUGCCUUAGCUCCAACAGCUGUCCCUCAUGGUACUAAAUACAUCCCAGCUCUGGACAAGCAUGUGGGUUCUAAAGUAUUUGAUGAGAUUUUACCAUUGGCCCAUGUUAGCAACGACAAGAAGCAGAUCACACUAAUUAAUCCUCAGGCAGUGAAUCUUGAUGCUUAUAAAGAGAAACUGGAACAAGCUAUUAAAUCCUAUGAAAGGCGCCUAAAUCUAAUUAUUUGGAGAGUACUACCUCAAGACGAAAGAGACAAAUUUAAAAAGGAUGGGCCAGUCCAAUAUAUGCAGAAUAAGGAAGCUUUGCUGGAGGCUUUAGAAAAGCUAGAAUGGCCAAUUUCCUAUGAAGAUGUAAUAUUGUUAGAAGAUGAGAUACUGGCAGCAUUAACGUACAAGCAACAAGCCUCUGAUCUUCAGGAAGCUGUGAAAAAAGAAAUUGAGAAAAACUCAGAGUCACACGUUAGCAAGAAUAAAAAGAGACUUGAAGAAGAAGCUGUGAAGUCACAGUCUAAAAAAAGACAAAAAGGAAAAGUAUUUUUAACUCUCAAAAGCCACAAGGUGAUUGCAAGAUCAGACAUCACCGGAUUUUAUUAUCCAGGAACUGUGAUAAAGAAUAUUAGUUCUACCCAUGCAGUUGUUGACUUCAGCUGUGGGGAGACCUGGACUGUACCUGUGAAGUUCAUUAUAUCUGUAGGGGGUGCUAUGCCAUGUCCGUAUCUGCAGGUUGGAGACUAUGUGUUUGCCAGGACUUGUACACAGACUGGAAAUGAUUAUUAUGUACCUGCCAUUGUCAUAGCAACACCAAAGAGAGUGGAAACGGAUAAUAAACUCUACGUGGUUCUGACGUUCAACAAUAGGAGAGAACACUGCUUACGAAGUGGGCUUAUUAAAAUCAGCCAGACAAAGUAUGCCUUUUCCUGUCGGUACAUAAGAAUGGUGCAGAUGGCAGAUUAUAUGAUCCUGGACAAAGAGACCAAAAAGUCCCAUCCUCACUCAUCUCUGGGAGAUGAAGCAGGAGAAGAAGUAAAGGAAAAUAUUGUGAAAGAACAUAGGGGAAAAAAGAAAAAGAAGAGGGCAGCAGAGGAUAAAAGACAUCCCGGAGAGACGAUGUCAGACUCUGAUGAUCUUUUGUUUAUCUCCAGGAGGGAAGUAAAACACAGAGGAAGAAAUUCACUGCCUAAUGAUGAAGAGGAAUUUGAAGCACCUUCUUUCUCCGUUUUGUUAUCCUGCUGCUCGUCAAGGUGUGGAACGCUGCUCUUGCCAAGCACUUCGGCUCCUAGCUCACCGCAGCACCCGUGUUGCUCUCGCAGUCUUGUCGUGGAAACCUCGCCAGAGUCUGGUCAGAGCAGCACCACCAGUCCGAUCACAGGCAAUGCGGGGCAGCAAGGAGUGGCAGGACAGCCUCAGCACUACUGCACAGAGCAUUAAGGAUGGAUGAUGAAGGAGCCUGUGAAGAACGGAUCGGGCUGCAGAUAGGGACUAUUUCUAACACUUGCA
This is a messenger RNA of Struthio camelus australis, 4291 nucleotides long. The record is from RefSeq and is a predicted model, not a curated record. NCBI's taxonomy places the organism in Eukaryota, Metazoa, Chordata, Aves, Struthioniformes, Struthionidae.